AUGGGCUAUUCACUGUGCCCAGCCGCCUAUGCAACGACCACAGCUCUCUCGCCAGUUGUGCGGCUUUUGGCACUGGCUGGUGGGAUCACGCUCUGUUCAACGGCCGCUAAUACGCUGAACCAAAUUGUCGAAGCGCCCUACGAUGCACAGAUGGCACGUACCAAGGCACGUCCCCUUCCGCGCCGCGCGAUCUCGCCUGUCCAUGCAUUUGGUGUGGCUUCCUGCAGCACGUUGGGUGGCAUCGCCCUUUUAUGGACACUGACCAAUCCACUGACGGCUGCGCUGGGCGCGCUGAAUGUGGUGUUGUAUUCAUUUGUUUACACGCCUAUGAAACGACACAGUAUUGCAAACACUUGGGUCGGUGCCGUUGUCGGUGCAUUACCUCCCCUCAUGGGCUGGGCAUCUUGCACUGGCACACUUACGCAUACCACUGAUGCCGCAGGCUGGAUCCUCGCUGGUAUUCUGUUUGCAUGGCAAUUCCCGCACUUCAAUUCGCUUUCUCAUGCCAUGGGCAACGAGUACGCACGCGGCGGCUACCGAAUGAUGGCCGUCACGAACCCUGCAUUGAAUCGCCGUGUCGCUUUCCGCUACGCCCUGUCUCUGUUGCCGCUGUGCUCGAUUGCGUUGCCCAUUACCGGCACUGUGCUGCCGAUUCCCUACGCGGUUCUUAGUCUUGUUCCGAACUUGCUGUUUGCGUACUAUACGGGUCGUUUCUGGCACACACCCAAUGAGAAAAGUGCCCGCAUGUGCUUUUGGUUCAGCCUGUUCCACUUGCCGGCCGUGAUGUUACUCGCCAUGGCAUGCAAAGCUGAGAUGUGGGACAGUAUCCUGGCGACAUUCUCGGGCACCUUGCCGUCAUCGACAACGUCGCCGUCGUCCCCGGCUGUGUCAUCCUAG
Molecule: messenger RNA, 897 nt
Organism: Malassezia globosa CBS 7966
Lineage: Eukaryota; Fungi; Basidiomycota; Malasseziomycetes; Malasseziales; Malasseziaceae
Exons: 1
Coding region: 1-897 (298 amino acids)
Biological process (GO): heme A biosynthetic process
Cellular component (GO): mitochondrion; membrane
Molecular function (GO): protoheme IX farnesyltransferase activity
Source: RefSeq, a predicted model, not a curated record